Molecule: messenger RNA, 469 nt
Organism: Schistosoma curassoni
Lineage: Eukaryota; Metazoa; Platyhelminthes; Trematoda; Strigeidida; Schistosomatidae
Source: the annotation of a GenBank genome assembly
AUUCAAGGAUGAAGCUCGUGAGGUUUCUUAUGAAAUUGUCCCAUGAGACGGUAACCAUUGAACUAAAAAACGGUACGCAGGUUCACGGAAGUAUUGCUGGUGUUGAUGUGUCAAUGAAUACACAUAUGAGGUCCGUUACUUUGACACUUAAAAAUCGGGAUGCGAUUAACUUGGACACACUAACUGUUCGCGGAAACAAUAUCCGAUAUUUCAUUCUCCCAGAAAGUCUUCCACUUGAUACACUUUUAAUUGAUGAAGGCCCUCCAAAAAGAAAACCUGGACGGGAAGAACGUCCUACUAUUCGUGGACGAGGUCGCGGUCUUGUUCGUGGCCGUGGACGCGGUGGACCUCGAGGACGUGGUCGUGGUCCUCCGAUGCGUUACUAAAACCUUUCAUAUUAUGUAUAUGUCUAAUCAUCGAGUACUAUCCCCACAAUUUUAUUUCAACAAUAAAAGUUUUGUAUAAAUGA